Tympanuchus pallidicinctus (lesser prairie-chicken) is the source of this 4756-nucleotide messenger RNA. It is a transcript of the gene ASB1, whose product is annotated as ankyrin repeat and SOCS box containing 1. The coding region runs from base 54 to 1100 and encodes 348 amino acids. NCBI's taxonomy places the organism in Eukaryota, Metazoa, Chordata, Aves, Galliformes, Phasianidae. The transcript is spliced from 6 exons. Gene Ontology annotation, molecular function: protein binding. Gene Ontology annotation, biological process: intracellular signal transduction; protein ubiquitination. The record is from RefSeq and is a predicted model, not a curated record. Gene Ontology annotation, cellular component: ubiquitin ligase complex.
CCGCGGCGGCGGCGGAGAGGAGGCCGCGAUGUGAGCCGGCUGCCUGCGGGCGGAUGGCCGAGGGCAGUCCUGCCGGCGGCGGGGCCGCCCCGGGGGAAACGGCGGGCGCCCUGGGCGCCCCGGGCGGGCCCGCAGGUCGGAAUCUGAAGGAGUGGCUGCGGGAGCAGUUCUGCGACCACCCCCUGGAGCACUGCGAGGACACCCGGCUCCACGAUGCAGCCUACGUGGGGGAUCUGCCCACGUUGAAGAGCUUGCUGGAGGAGGAGAGCUUCCAGAGCCGGAUCAAUGAGAAGUCGGUGUGGUGCUGCGGCUGGCUGCCCUGCACUCCUCUGCGCAUUGCUGCCACUGCUGGCCACGGCCCCUGUGUCGACUUCCUCCUCCAGAAAGGGGCUGAGAUCGACCUGGUGGAUGUGAAGGGGCAGACCGCCCUCUACGUGGCUGUGGUCAACGGGCACCUCGAGUGUGCCAAGAUCCUGCUGGAAGCUGGAGCCGACCCCAACGGCAGCCGGCACCAUCGCAGCACACCUGUCUACCAUGCAGCGCGUGUGGGCCGGGCAGAUAUCCUCCAGGAGCUGAUCAGAUAUGGUGCAGAUGUGGAUGUGAAUCACCACCUCGCUUCUCGGGUCUCCAGCCCCUCCUUGCGCCCCCUCACCACACUUGUGGUCUGUCCACUAUACAUCAGUGCUGCCUACCACAACCUUCAGUGCUUCCGGCUGCUGCUCCAGGCUGGAGCCAACCCAGAUUUUAAUUGCCGUGGGCCGAUCAACAUCCAGGGCUUCUCUCGGGGCUCACCGGUGUGUGUGAUGGAUGCUGUCCUGCGGCACGGCUGUGAUGCGGCGUUCAUCCACCUCUUGAUUGACUUUGGAGCCAACCUGAACCUGGUGAAGGUGGAGGCCUUGGAAUUUGACUCCACAGGGAGGGUCAAAGUCAACCCUGAGGCUCUGCAAGUCUUCAAAGAAGCACGAGGCCGCGCCCGGAGCCUGUUGUCUCUCUGCCGCAUAGCUGUACGAAGAAUACUUGGCAAAUCUCGUCUGGAUCUGAUCCAUAUCCUUCCAGUCCCAGACCCCAUUAAACAGUUUUUACUUCAUGAGCACAGUUAAAGGGCAACCGGCUGCUUUCUGGGACAGUUUGAUUUGCUAAACGAAGGCCCCGUUGCACAGAUGGGAGAGCAGCAGAAUGUGUAAUCCUAUCCCAUCUGAGUCGUUUCUACAGACCACCAGACCUGCUGUGGCACGUUAGCUCGCCUUCCAGCACUGUGAUGGAUGAGGCAAGGGUUGGCCAGUCCUCCUGCCAACUGCCCAGGACACUGCUGUAGCACAAAUGAGAAGAUACAGACAGAAGAGGAAAUAGUAUUUUCACCUAUGGAAACUGAACAGCACGGAGUUCAUUGCAGGGAUGAUGUGAUCCCUGUGGUUCAGUCACUGCUGCAGUGGUGGUGGGUCAAGGACUGAGAUACUCAGACGAAGCCAGAAUGUGAACCUGGAAGAUUUCUAGGGUACUUUCUGGAAAAGCAAUGACCAAACACAUCCAUUCACUGUAAAAUUGGUUUGAAUGUUUGAGAAUGACCAAGAAUGACCAGGAGUGGAGGGGCUGCUAAAUUAAAUUGUUUCUUGCAGUGCUGGAUAGUGGUUGAUGCAAUGGCUGUGAAUAUAUCUGUGUGAUUAUGAAGAAAAAGAUAACAAAAAUUAUCUGUAGACUGCCUUCUUGCUAUAUUCCAGUGAUUGUGAUCUUGCUGAAGGCCCAGUAAAGUAGCUGACAAUGCAGAGCACAUAGAAAUUCCUACCUACCUUUUAGUCCUUACCUCACAUGACCAGACAGAUCCACUUGACAGGCAUUUUUGUUUGAUCCUGCUUCUCUCAGCACUGUGGAGAAGGGAGAAGAAAGGAUUUUUUAUCUUUUAUCGAAGAAUCAGGAGGUAGCAUGAUUCUGAAUGAAGCAGUCCUUUAUAGAGCCUAUGCCAGCAGUGUUUUACCCUGAAUGAGUGCUCUGCUCUUAGACACUCCUUGAAUUGCUGCGCACUUCAGAUCAAUUGCUGAAGGAGGGGUAAGUUGCAUGUCUUUUAGUUGGAGAUACAUGCUUACAAAUACCUAAAGAAAGAGCAGAAAGGUGAAUAGGGUGUAGCACUAGUUUAUGAAAUGCUUCUUUCCAGAUGCGCCAGUGACUGCAAAGUCACAGCUCAGUUCCUGGUCUUCGCACUGAGAUAUUUUUUGUGGUGGAGUUUGAUAAGCAGCAGUGAACUUCUUUGUAUGUUUUUAUUAUCUGCUGAAGCAUCUUUCUGAGAUGCUUUUGCAGAAGGAGGAAGGGCAGGAAGAAAUGGAGACUCUUGAUUGUUUCCUUUUAUUUCUGUUCCGUGCCUGGGCCUGGAAGAGCAGUCUUGUACAUUGCUCUGCUCACUUAUCUUAGGAUAAGGAGGCAAGAUUUGCAUUACUGAGCAUUACACUGUUGAGAAAAGGCUGAAAUGCGAUGGUCACACUCACUCACUGUUCAGACCCUUUCAAAAAUCCUCAUCAGAUGAGAUAUAAUGGCAAGGCUGUGUAGCUAUGGGCGUGCUUUCAAGGUGAGAAGGCAGCAGUAUUGCAUUGUUUCCUUUUCAGCCUUGCAGAUGGUUUAGGUUUUCACCGUAUGGGAGGCUAGGGCAGCCCAUGAGCAUUUUGCCUGAGAGUUGUGUGCCUGCUUUAUGGAAGUGUUAACAUGCCUAAAAGAUGCAGGCAGGUUGUAAAGCCGCUUGUCACCUUGCUGGUAGAACCAUAAUGUUUUGCAGGAGCACGGACCAAACAUAUUCUCUAACCCUAGUGUACAGAGGCAGAAAAUGAGGGAGGAUGUCUAGAGAAAAUGCCAUGGCAACAGCUUCUUUGGGUCGACUUUUUCACUCCAGUUUUUACUUCUUCACAUAGUUUUGCAAACCACUCACACAUUAGUGCCUUUUGGGAGAAAGUAGCUGGGAAGAGGUGGAAGGCACGUGCUCCUCUGGGGAGGCAUAACAAAUAACUCAGUGCACAGUGUAACUAGAAUGCACAGUUAAAGCUAAGCCUCUGCAGAUAUAUCUGUUACAAGUUUCAUUAUAGCUGCCUUCUGUAUUUGGUCUGUUGACUGUUGUGCCCUUGAUUGACACUGUCCUACAUCUUUCCUGUGGAUAGUCAGCCAGUGAAGCCUUACCCAGGCCAACAGUUGUAGCCCUCCUUCUGUGCUCCCAGCCAUGGGAGUGUGAGUUGGAAAAGCACUCUUUCCGUGGGCUGUCAGGUUCUGAUAGGAUUCCUUUGUAGGUCCUGUUGGUAAGCUCAAGCUAUGCUGAGGGUGGGGGCUUCAGCCUUGGUUAGUUCCCAUUCUUUAUUUAUGAUUUGAAGUACAGUAAUCAUGAUGCUCUAACAGUGUGCUGAACUUUGUGCUUCGGGGUGGUCCUUUUGACCUCACAUCUAAGGACCAUACGGGUCUCCAAAUCCAACCUGUGUGGAGUUCCAAGUAUUCCCCUCACAGUGAAUACCUCAAGUCCCUGAGCCCUGUGGAUCAAAGGAUGGUUGCCACACUCAUAGCAAACAAGCUUAAAGUUCAACAAGCACUUGGGUGUCUGCACAAUCAAACCUUGGAAGUGCAGGAGGCUUUUUGCUGGACUGCCCACCCAUCUGCCAUCUUAACUGAGGGACUGUGCCUCCUGCCAAGGUUUCAGCCUUAAACCUGAGUGGACGACCUUUUUGAGGGACUGAAGAGAGUCCAGUGCUUUAGAACAACUCACGUAACAUUAAGCUGUAAGUGUGAAGGCUGCUGCUGGAGUUGUCCUUGUGGACAUUUGUUGCUAGGCAGCAUAAACCCAGCUUUGCCUAGAUGAAAUGGUUUGGUACACAGAAUAUCUGCAAUUUUCAUUGUAAUAAUGAAUCUCAAAUUAGAUUUAUGAUGUCCUGCAGGGCCACAGCACAUAUCCUCUGGCUGUCCCUGUCCCUUUAAACCCAGUAAACAAUAGUCUUCCAGUAUGAAAUCUGAGUAAUAAUAUGCAUAUAUUAUGUCUUCACACUAUGUAAGUGACAUUUAUUUUUGCCUUAAUUCAGACUUUACCAUUUCCUCCUAUGUAGCAAUACAUUUUUUUGUAAAAGUAUUGUUUUCCAUGCAGACUGGGAGGCGUGCUCAGAUAACAUGAAUAACCAGUGAGACAUGGGAAACUGAACAGUUCUGCAGUGUGCAUCUCCUCCACUGAGGAAUGCCUGUUGUAUUUGUGCAUUAUGUAUGAAGUGUGCAUUGUGUGGCCUUGCUGUAAGUAUGGGGUGGGAUGAGAUUUGGAAAAUGGUUAAAGAACUGAAGCAGAUCUGGAAUAAGCAAAGAUAUGCAAGAGAGUCUUUUUCUUGUGGGUUUUCUUUGUUCUAUAGGGACUUUUGAGAGCAGGAGAUGCUGGUAGCUGGCGUAAUACCCAAAUGUAACUUCCUGUCAUUUGGGUGUUGUGCAAAUGGCAGAAUGAAAUCUACCAGGUUGCAGUGUUUGUUGCUUUUUUUUUUUUUUUCCCUUAUUCAAAUAAAGCACUUUUUACACCAAAACCGGCCUUUGAGGCGCAGCACCUCUUUAGCCCAUUAAAGAAGGGGGUCUAGGAACCUGCCCAGGACAAAGCAGAGGUGACAGCCAAGAGUGUUGCUUCAAGGAACACUAUUCAGUGCUCCUUUCUUUUGCCCAGGGUAGAAGGAUUGUGCACAGCAGUAAGAUUUGAUCCAAGAGCAGAUAGGAGAUAUCUGUGGUGGGUCUGUGUGUAGCUAAAUAAAGAUGUUCCAGUGCAAGA